CGGGGCACUGAGCUCGGCGGGCGCCGCUGGGGGCGGGUGGCGCGGUGAGGAGCCCCGCCAAGUGUGGCGCAGCUGUGGUGUGGUGUGGCGCUUCCCUCUAGCCACGAGCCGAAGGUUGCAUGAUGGAAUUUGAACAUUACUUCAAGAGUUUUCAUAUUUUGGAUUAGUUAAUUGUGCUCAUCCUCUGUUGAUUAUUUCUUCGGACUCAUUUUUUGGUUUUUUUGGUGCCCUUUUGAGUCACUUAAACGCAAAGAAAUUAUAUCAUGGACUACAAGGAAAACUGCCCAAGUGUAAGCAUUCCCAGCUCUGAUGAACACAGAGAGAAAAAGAAGAGGUUUACUGUUUAUAAAGUUCUGGUCUCUGUAGGGAGGAGUGAAUGGUUUGUCUUCAGGAGAUAUGCAGAGUUUGACAAACUUUACAACACUUUGAAGAAGCAAUUUCCUGCUAUGGCCCUGAAGAUUCCUGCCAAGAGAAUAUUUGGUGAUAAUUUUGAUCCAGAUUUUAUUAAACAAAGGAGAGCAGGACUGAAUGAGUUCAUUCAGAACUUAGUCAGAUACCCAGAGCUUUACAACCAUCCAGAUGUCAGAGCAUUCCUUCAAAUGGAUAGCCCCAAACAUCAGUCAGAUCCAUCUGAAGAUGAGGAUGAAAGAAGUACUCAGAAGCUACACUCUACCUCACAGAACAUCAACCUGGGACCAACUGGAAAUCCUCAUGCAAAGCCAACUGACUUUGAUUUUUUAAAAGUUAUUGGAAAAGGCAGCUUUGGCAAGGUUCUUCUUGCAAAACGGAAACUGGAUGGAAAAUUUUAUGCUGUCAAAGUAUUACAGAAAAAAAUAGUUCUCAACAGAAAAGAGCAAAAACAUAUUAUGGCCGAACGUAAUGUACUCUUGAAAAAUGUGAAACAUCCAUUUUUGGUUGGAUUACAUUAUUCUUUCCAAACAACUGAAAAACUUUAUUUUGUUCUGGAUUUUAUUAAUGGAGGGGAGCUGUUUUUUCACUUACAAAGAGAACGGUCCUUUCCUGAACACAGAGCAAGGUUUUAUGCUGCUGAAAUUGCCAGUGCAUUGGGUUACUUGCACUCCAUCAAAAUAGUGUACAGAGACUUAAAGCCAGAAAAUAUUCUUUUGGAUUCAGUGGGACAUGUUGUCUUAACAGAUUUUGGGCUUUGUAAAGAAGGAAUUGCUAUUUCUGAUACUACCACCACAUUUUGUGGGACUCCAGAGUACCUUGCACCUGAAGUAAUCAGAAAACAGCCCUAUGACAACACUGUGGAUUGGUGGUGCCUUGGUGCUGUUCUGUAUGAAAUGCUGUAUGGAUUGCCUCCUUUUUACUGCCGAGAUGUUGCUGAAAUGUAUGAUAAUAUUCUUCACAAGCCUCUAAGUUUGAGGCCAGGAGUGAGCCUCACAGCCUGGUCCAUUCUGGAAGAACUCCUAGAAAAAGACAGACAAAAUCGACUUGGGGCCAAAGAAGACUUUCUUGAAAUUCAGAAUCAUCCUUUUUUUGAAUCACUUAGCUGGACUGACCUUGUACAAAAGAAAAUUCCACCACCAUUUAAUCCUAAUGUGGCUGGACCAGAUGAUAUCAGGAACUUUGAUACAGUAUUUACAGAGGAAACUGUUCCAUAUUCUGUAUGUGUAUCUUCUGACUAUUCUAUAGUGAAUGCCAGUGUACUGGAGGCUGAUGAUGCAUUUGUUGGUUUUUCAUAUGCACCUCCUUCAGAAGACUUAUUUUUGUGAACAAUUUGCUAUUCAGAAACUGUCAUGCAAAUAUAAGACUGCGGAUGGGACUGAGACUGCUAUUUUGUGAAUAUAUUCAAAUAUGUAUAACAGUGCCUCAUUUUUACAUGUAAUGUUAAAAACUAUGAAAAAUGUAUUUUCUGCUGUAUGCAAGAAAAUAGGGCAUUUCAAAGAGCUGUUUUGGAUUAAAUUUGUAUUCUUGUUUAUUAAGCUUAUUUUUAAACAGAAAAUUUAAAAACUGUUAUUCUUAGCAUUAACCUAUUUUUGAAGAAAACUUUUUUGCUAUUGACUGUUCUUUUUCCCUCUUAAGUUUACACUAACACCCAAGAUAGACUGUUUUGUAGCAGUCUAUUUCAGUUCAGUUAACUUAUAUUAAUACCUUUGUAAUUCUACUACAACUUUUGUUAUCAAAUCAAAACUAUGCAAUUGGUACAUGGUUGUUUAAGAAGAAACCGUAUCUUUCCAUGAUAAAUCACUAUUUGAAAUAAUCGGGUCGUGGUAGGGUAAAAAUGUAAAAGCAUAAUUAACAUAUUGGCUGCUAGUUAACACUGUUAAUAACUGUUCAUUUUGCUGAUAAUAAAAUAAGUAACAAAGUAGUAAAAAAUGAAAUCAUUUGCUUUUGAAAUACCAGUUCAAAUUUUUGAAUUAUUUUUUCUCUACAGGGAAAUUAAAAAUGGUUUAAAAUUUUAAGGAUUCCCAAAGAUUUGGAGGGUAAUAAAGUACUGCCAGAAUUUAUUUUUAGGUGGUGCCAAAAAGCAACCAUAUGUCAUGUAUUUAUAUUACAAAUAUAUUCUAUUUAUGUUC
This is a messenger RNA of Ictidomys tridecemlineatus (thirteen-lined ground squirrel), 2540 nucleotides long. RefSeq names its product serum/glucocorticoid regulated kinase family member 3 (gene Sgk3). The record is from RefSeq and is a predicted model, not a curated record. Gene Ontology annotation, molecular function: phosphatidylinositol binding; ATP binding; protein serine/threonine kinase activity. Lineage: Eukaryota; Metazoa; Chordata; Mammalia; Rodentia; Sciuridae. Gene Ontology annotation, biological process: protein phosphorylation.